This is a messenger RNA of Cetraspora pellucida, 507 nucleotides long. NCBI's taxonomy places the organism in Eukaryota, Fungi, Glomeromycota, Glomeromycetes, Diversisporales, Gigasporaceae. The record is from the annotation of a GenBank genome assembly.
AUGUUUUAUGAAGAAGAAAUUUCAUUAGCACCCUUAGCAAUAAAAGUCAAGUCUGAGAAGUUGCAAAAGCCAGAUGAUGAAGACUUAUUUGAUAACUUUAAAUUCGAUGAUAAAAAUUUAGACAAACCAGACAAGUUCUUGACUGACCAAUAUAGCAAGUUAGAGUUAACUGAGGAAAAAGAAGAAAGUGUAAUCAAAAAGUUAAAGAAGAACCUUAACAAUGAAGCCAUAAUAAAUAAUCAAAAGAACCAUAUGAACAAUAUAUUGAGUCAGGAAGUGAACAUUUUUGCUGAAACUGUAGAUAAUCCUGAACAAACAUUAGCAUACAUUCACAAAAUAAACACUAAAAGUGCCUUCAUGAUUAAGCAAGUUCUCUAUUGUGCUGCCUCUAAUAUAUGCAGCUUUAUAAAGAAUAAAAUUGAAAAGUUGAAAGCAAAAGGUUUAGUUAAAGAAAGUACUAAACCAUGGGUGUUUCAUGUAGUCAUUGUGCUAAAAAAAGGUAGUUAA